Messenger RNA from Uloborus diversus, 692 nucleotides. RefSeq lists its product as uncharacterized. The coding region runs from base 1 to 681 and encodes 226 amino acids. NCBI's taxonomy places the organism in Eukaryota, Metazoa, Arthropoda, Arachnida, Araneae, Uloboridae. The transcript has 5 exons. The record is from RefSeq and is a predicted model, not a curated record.
AUGAACAAGAGGAAUAGCUCAAAAAAUGAUUUUGUGGUCUGGCCUUGGAUUUCUUAUCUUUUUAGAUACUCAGGAUUUCUUCCUUUGAAAGUUGAUUUUUAUGAUAAUGUUAAACCAAUAUCACUUCCAAUUUUGGUAGUAGCCAUAGUAUUUUUAGUUUUGAAUGUACUAUCCUUAAGUGUUAGUAUUAUUGAAAUGCUGUCUCACCUGAAAGAUGGCAUGACUGGGUCAUUGCUGUUUAUUUUUAGAUCUGUGCAUAUAAUUUUGAUACUUCAAGGUGUGAGUAUGGUUUGCAGUUCUAUGCUACUUUGUUUAAGUUUAUACUGGUCCCUUAUUGAAAUUAGAACAGGAGAUUCAAUUUCAAUGUUUUUUCCUACUUUAAUGGUCUUGCUUCAAAUCAUUCGACUUACAACGUUGGCAUCGGAAGGCAGCAAUUUUCAAUGUGAGUCAAAUAGUUUGCUCCUUGAUGCCGAGAAGUUAGAUGUCUCUCUUCUAAACCCUGAUAUGAUGUAUCAAUUAAAAUCAAUUUUCAUACGAGAAGGUGUUGAUCCAGUUUAUUUGUCAGCCACGAAGUUUUUUGCUAUUUCGAAAUCAUUACUUCUCAGUAUCUUGGGAGCAGUUUUUACAUGCGUUGUUGUGUUUGUUCAAAUGGCACCGGAUAAAUCAUCAUGUGGCGAGUAAGUUACCUUCUC